Erythranthe guttata (spotted monkey flower) is the source of this 1854-nucleotide messenger RNA. The record is from RefSeq and is a predicted model, not a curated record. Lineage: Eukaryota; Viridiplantae; Streptophyta; Magnoliopsida; Lamiales; Phrymaceae.
AUGAGUAUAACUCAAUUGGUUGCGGGGAUGGACAAUACGUCAAGAGUUGAAGUUGAUCAUACCGAUUAUUUUACAACAACUGAAUUGUUUGACUCGGGGGACGAGUUAGUGGCUUGGGCUAGCGGAGUCGAAGAUUAUCAAGGAUCUUUCACAAAGUCAUGUGCCGCCAAGAAGAUUUUGGUUAACUUGAGACAAAAUGGCUUGGGUCUCGAUGCUUAUUCGAAACAAAUAUACAAUGAAAAGGCAAAAUUGAGAAGAUUAGCUAGGGGUGACCGUACAGUGAUGCAACAUUUGAUUGGGUUGCUUGAGGAGCAUAACUAUUACAAGUGGUUCCGUACAGAUGAAACGACCCAUGCAGUUAUCGAUUUGAUGUGGGCUCACCCUCUAUCUGUCGAAUUGUUAAGUAAGUUUCCGUACGUUAUACUACUUGACAGUACUUACAAAACCAAUCAGUGCAAAUUGCCUUUGUUGGAGAUUGUUGGUGUUACUCCUGUCGGAAAAAAAUUUACUGUUGGAGUGGUUUUUAUGCGCCAUGAAAAUGAAGAACAUUAUACAUGGGUGUUGCAAAGGUUGAAGAGACUUUUCCCCCCACAUACUCUACCUAGUGCACUCGUGACUGAUCGCGAGUUAGGGCUCUUAACGGCGAUAGAGAAUGUAUUUCCGACUGUGCCUCAUCUAUUAUGUCUUUGGCACAUUAACAUGAAUGUGGGGCGUCGUGCUUCAAAGUGUUUUGGCAAUAGUAGGCGUCAAGGAUUUGCUUUUGUAGUCAUUCCGUGGCAAACUUUGGUAACAUCAGUGUGUGAAGAAGAUUUCAACCGGAAUUACAGAGUUUUAGUGGACGAUUACGCGAAUCAUCCACAGUUGAUUGAGUACCUCCAAGACACUUGGCUGAUAUACAAAGAGAAAUUUGUAAAAGCAUGGACGGAUCUAGUUUUUCAUCUGGGCAAUACAUCGACAAGCAGGGUGGAGAGCAACCAUAGAGCAUUGAAGAGAUGUGGAAUUGUAACACAUUCUGCACUGAAGAUGUUGGACGAUGAGAAGGAUGAAGAUAUAGACAGUUGCGUCUGUUACAUGAGGAAAUGUCUUGGCCUCCCAUGCAAACAUGAAAUUGACGCAAAUGUGAAUGCACGAUGUGGUGUGUUUUAUGCAGAGGAUGUCCACAUUUUUUGGAGGACAUGGGUUUCGAGAUUCGGGCCUGGCCAAGAAGAAAGUGUUGGUUCUGUUCCCGAUCACAGGUCACAGGCUAUUGGCAGGCUAGACGGGUUAAUUGAUGAGUUGCGUGAACGUUCAGAAAUUAAGAUCAUGGACGUGGCAGAUGUCGUUUUUGAACGAAUGCAUCCUGGAGCAACGGAGAUAAAUGAGCCACCAGUACUAGACCGCCCUAGAGGUAGACCGCGGAACAACUCCACACAGAGGGAUGAGUCAGGGCAUGAGUUGCCAUUAUACCCGGGCGAAGAAAAUUCGAGACGAGGACGAGGACGAGGACGAUCAAGAGGCAACAGAGACUGUGGUUCAUCUUCUGAUAGAUCUCGUGGUCGUUCAUUGACUUUGAGUGGACCCGAAAUGGGACGAAUGCCCCGACCUAGUUGGAUGCGAGAACUUCAUUUUUGCCUCGUUCCGGAGAUUGUGACCUGGACGGACGUUCUAAGGGAUGGUAAUUGUGGUUAUCGGAGCGUGGCGUGUGCAGUCAAGAACAGUGAGGAUGAUUGGAUGGAUGUUAGAUUGGAUGUGUAUAUAUGUAUUAGAAUGCACGCGCCGUUCUUCAAUGAUUAUUUCGGACGUGGUAAUUCAGUGUAUCGGGUGUUGGCGAGACCUAUUGGUAUAACGCCCCAGCACCUCUGGAAAAGUGGAUGA